This is a messenger RNA of Hymenoscyphus albidus, 340 nucleotides long. NCBI's taxonomy places the organism in Eukaryota, Fungi, Ascomycota, Leotiomycetes, Helotiales, Helotiaceae. The record is from the annotation of a GenBank genome assembly.
AUGAAACUCCCAAGUACACCGGAACUCGAGACACAGCAGAGCAAAGACUACGAGAACUCAGUCGGAGCUUGCGUCGCCGUAAAAGGUUGCGUAGGAAUUACAGUCUGGGACUUUACUGAUAAGCUACGCAUUUUUCGAGUAGACUGGUGGUAGACUUCCUGCUUAUGACUUUUAGUACUCCUGGGUGCCGCAAACCUUUCCAGGGCAAGGCGCUGCACUUCCUUUUGAUGAAAAUUUCAAUCGGAAGAAGGCGUACUUUGGUAUUGUUGCUAGGCUGUCGGGUGGAAGCGCUGCCAACAAUUCUACAAAUCCAGCGAAGCCUGUGAAGGCUGUCCAAUAA